This is a messenger RNA of Phacochoerus africanus (Common warthog), 1772 nucleotides long. RefSeq names its product mitochondrial ribosomal protein L15 (gene MRPL15). Gene Ontology annotation, biological process: translation. Lineage: Eukaryota; Metazoa; Chordata; Mammalia; Artiodactyla; Suidae. The record is from RefSeq and is a predicted model, not a curated record. The coding region runs from base 721 to 1611 and encodes 296 amino acids. The transcript has 6 exons. Gene Ontology annotation, cellular component: mitochondrial large ribosomal subunit. Gene Ontology annotation, molecular function: structural constituent of ribosome.
CGGGCCGCGCGGUCUGGCCAGGCCUCUCCCGCCCAGGUGACUCCCGGAAGGGCCCAGAAGGACUGGGCUUGGGGAGCUUCGGCAUCUUUCCACUGGGGGCCACACCAGGGUGCGAUGGAUGGUUAUUCGCCUCCGUCUUUAAACUUCAGCUGAGGCAGGAAACACUCAGCUGUCACCGAGCUUCCGCAAUUUACUGAUGGACGGAUAUUGUACAGAUUUAGCUUCCAGACAGCACGACCCCUUUUCUACAGCGGCCGCUCCUUGCUGAUCAACACAUGGCCAUAGUGUAUACAACUGGCCCAGCGCAAGCUAGUGCUUCAGCGUCCAGGUGAUCUUAUUCUGCACUCCACCUGGAGGUCAGAGACAGCCCUGCUUCUAAGGACCAGACGUUGUGACAGCACAGGCCAGGGACUCCUACACACAGCGUUUUCAGUGCCUGCCUGGUGCAGCGCAAGAGAAACGCUGCACAUUCAGAGCCGGGGUCGGGGCACGACCUCUCGAAAUAGCCCAGCCCCAACCAACUGAAAACAAAGCCAGAUCACGCCGCUACGAGGUGGACAUGGGGAGGCACGUGCUGCCUCCCUCGCGGAGCCGGCUCCCGGUGUGCCCCGCGGCAAGCGGCGCAGCGGACUGACAGCACGACAGGGGCGGUGCCGCAGCCGUAAAGCAGCGUCCCAGAUCACGUAGAUCGGCGCCCUUGCGGCUUUUCCGGCGCGGGUUAUGGGCGGCCCGGUGCAGGGCGGUGGGCCCCGGGCCCUGGACCUGCUGCGAGCCCUGCCCAGAGUGAGUCUGGCCAACCUGAAGCCGAAUCCGGGCUCCAGGAAACCGGAAAGACGACCAAGAGGUCGGAGAAGAGGCAGAAAAUGUGGCAGAGGCCACAAGGGAGAACGGCAGAGAGGAACCCGGCCCCGAUUGGGCUUUGAGGGAGGCCAGACUCCAUUCUACCUUCGAAUCCCAAAAUAUGGCUUUAAUGAAGGACAUAGCUUCCGACACCAGUAUCAGCCUUUGAGUCUCAAUAGACUGCAGUAUCUUAUUGACUUGGGUCGAGUUGAUCCUACACAACCUAUUGACUUAACCCAGCUUGUCAAUGGCAGGGGUGUGACCAUCCAGCCAUCUAAGAGGGAUUAUGGUGUCCAGCUGGUAGAGGAGGGUGCCGACACCUUUAAGGCGAAAGUCAAUAUUGAAGUACAGAUGGCUUCAGAGCUGGCCAUCGCUGCAAUCGAGAAGAAUGGGGGUGUUGUCACAACGGCCUUCUACGACCCGAGAAGCUUGGAAAUUCUGUGCAAACCUGUUCCGUUCUUUCUCCGGGGACAACCCAUCCCGAAGCGCAUGCUCCCCCCCGAGGCGCUGGUACCGUACUACACUGAUGCAAAGAACCGCGGGUACCUGGCGGAUCCUGCCCGAUUUCCUGAAGCAAGGCUUGAGCUCGCCAGGAAGUACGGUUAUGUUUUGCCUGAUAUCACUAAAGACGAACUCUUCAAAAUGCUCCGUACUCGAAAGGAUCCAAGGCAGAUUUUCUUUGGUCUUGCUCCCGGAUGGGUGGUGAAUAUGGCAGAUAAGAAAAUUCUAAAACCUACAGAUGAGAAUCUCCUCAAGUACUACAGCUCGUGAGCUCCUUCCAAGAGAGAUUGUCAGAGCACUGGGGAGUGGCCGGAACACACGUCUUUCCCGUGGCAUGUGCUUAACUGUAAUUCUGCAGAGGUUGGUGUGUUUGGUAUAAUCCUGUCUCUCUCUUUUUUUAACCUAAAUUAAAAUAAAUGUACGGUACUCGA